AAAAGGAGGAAGAAAAGGAUUGGACAGACAGCAGCAAGGAAAGAACAGUAUACACAAGGCUUGAUCGGAGGUAAAUAAUUAACGGCGAAGAGAGGUGGAGGAGAUGCAAUUGGGGUGAUGACAAUGUAGAAGAUGAUGCUGUUGGAAAGAAUUAACAAGAAAAGUGACCACCAUGGCUUAGGUUGGGCUGACCCGUUCUAUAAUCCUUAAUUAUAAUCAAGCUUCAACCCAUAAACUGAAAAGAAAAAUUAUUUUUUGCUGAAAAAUAACACUAUCAGUGUCUUCUAUAAAGGGACUUAAAGCAAUUUUAGUAAGAAAUUAUAGUAACAUAUAAAAAUUAAUGGAGUGUGAAUAAGACUUUUGAAUAUUUCACAAAAAUUGAUUUAUGUUAUGAAUAUUAUACUUGUUGGCAUCUCUCUUUGCAUGAGAGGUUCAGGUUGAAAAUGGUUUUAUCCAGUUCCAUGAUUCUCUCUAAUUCUCCCUUUGCAUCCCCUUCUCUUCCAACUUCAACGAGUGCCAAGUUGGAAACUUUUUCCCUGAAUUAUGAUGGGAUCAUCAGAAUUAGAGGAUUUACGGCUUCUUCAGUGACACCCAGAAACCGAAAAUUAUCAACAUGUUCUGCAUCGAGAGAUGGAAAUGCCUCUGUUGAAACUGAUGCACCUUUCCCUGCUGAUUACUCUGAGCUUCUGGAACAAGCAAAAGUAGCUGUAAAUUUGGCUAUGAAGGAUAACAGACAGCUAAUGGAAAUUGAGUUUCCCACAGCUGGACUCGGGUCUGUGCCAGGUGAUGGGGAAGGUGGAAUUGAAAUGACUGAGAGCAUGCAAUUGAUUCGGGAAUUUUGUGACCGCUUCAUUAUUCCAGAGAAAGUCACACGAACAAGAAUAUUUUUCCCAGAGGCUAAUGAAGUUGACUUUGCUAGACAAUCAGUGUUUAGUGGAUCUUCUUUAAAGUUGGACUAUUUGACCAAGCCUUCAUUUUUUGAAGAUUUUGGAUUUGUUGAGAAAGUGAAAAUGUCAGACAGAGUGAAGACAGAAGAUGAACUUUUCUUGGUUGCCUAUCCAUAUUUUAAUGUCAAUGAGAUACUUGUUGUUGAAGAACUUUAUAAAGAGGCAGUCUUGAACACAGAACGAAAACUGAUUAUUUUCAAUGGAGAACUUGAUCGCAUAAGAUCUGGAUAUUAUCCACCAUUCUUCUACCCAAAGCUUGGUGCACUCACGAAGACCUUUCUACCUAUGAUGGAAACCGUGUAUUACAUUCAUAACUUCAAGGGCCGCAAUGGAGGAACACUUUUUAGGUGUUAUCCAGGACCCUGGAAGGUCCUGAGAAGAGUUGGGCCUAGGAAAUAUGUUUGUCUGCACGAGCAGAAUAGUAUGCCAUCCCUCAAGGAAGUUGCUCUUGAGAUUCUUCCAUCUGCAUAAUAUAUCAGGAAACAGUAAUGUGCUGAUUCGUUGACACCCUUAAGAGUACAAACUCCUACUGAUCUGGAUCUCUUUCUUCUUGCUACAUCAUAACAUCAAUCUCUUUCAUCUACCACUUGGCGUCAACGAACUUUUUCCCUUUAAUGUCUAUAAAACUAGUCUCCUACUUUUUGGUUUGAGGAAGAUUGAUGAGAAAAAAUAUUGUGGAUACAAAGAUUUUUAUGUUCACAUAAUUUAUUAAGUUACUUAUGUGAUGAGCAACAGGGGUUGGUCUCAAGCUGUUCUGCAGAAAUUUAGAAGGAACUCAGCACUUGCCAUUUGAUUAACGAAGUAUUGAAGUUGGGGAUCAAAGUAAUGGCGUUUUCUAGCACAAAAGUGGUGUCAAUGAGUGGCAAUUUGCUACUUGUCCGACAGCAGAAUGAAAAUUCUUUUUGUUCGAUUUUUUUUUUUGCUGAUAGAAUU
Vigna radiata var. radiata (mung bean) is the source of this 1880-nucleotide messenger RNA. Its product is annotated as protein LOW PSII ACCUMULATION 3, chloroplastic. NCBI's taxonomy places the organism in Eukaryota, Viridiplantae, Streptophyta, Magnoliopsida, Fabales, Fabaceae. The transcript is spliced from 11 exons. Bases 444 to 1418 code for a protein of 324 amino acids. The record is from RefSeq and is a predicted model, not a curated record.